AUGCUGGAUAUUUAUAGUAUUGACAAAUUGAUAGAAGAUGGAGAUAUUCCUUAUGAAGAAGCUAUAAGUAAAGAUCCAAUUAACCUAGAGAAUUGGUUAUCUUAUUUAAAUCAUGUGACUUCUAAUCAAUCAGCAUCCAUCGCAUUCCAUAAACAAGUUUUCAUUUUACAUCGAGCAACUACAGCCAUUCCUCGUUCCAAACAAUUAUGGCAGACAUAUAUAAAACUAUUACUUGACCAUAGCAAUCAGCUAAACUAUACAUCCCAUAAAGAUCAAUUGCAUAAUAUCAACAAAAUAUUCGAACGAGCGAUUACUAGUUUGUUGCACGUGCCAGGCGAUGUCCUGAUUGACAUUUGGAAACCAUUCCUUGAAUUUUUAAUGAAGACACAAAUUAAUGAAGUCAGUUAUAUCAGAAGGACCUUUAAUAAAUGUCUAAGGGGUUUACCGUUGAAUCAGCAUAAAUUUAUUUGGUCCAUGUAUUUAGAAUUUGCUGAUUUUAUUGGUGGACUCACUGCCAUCAAAAUAUAUUCUAAAUAUCUACAAUAUUUAGAUCCUCAAGUAUUAAGGGGAAUCAAGGAUAAUGAAGGAAGUGGUCCUAGCAAUUUGGAAGAUUUCAUUUAUAAAUUUAUUGAGUUUGGCGCUAACAAAGAAAUCUUUUUAAAGUUAUAUCAACUCAUCCUAAGUAAACCUGAUGAUUAUCUUGGAUUACCCAAAUCCCCAGUACAAUACUUAUUUGAAUAUAUUGAUUUACUAAUGGAUUCUUCAAUCCCGGAUCUAUAUUUUGAUGAUAUUAUACAAGAUUCCAUUACUCAAUUCCCCGAUCAAAUUGCAAACUUGUAUGCAAAAUUAUCCGCCUUUUAUAAACAACGAGGAAAUCCCGAAAAGGUACGAUAUUAUUAUGACAAGGGUUUGAAAGAAAGCUUGACUGUACAAGAUUUCACCAUGAUUUAUGAUCAUUAUACUGAAUUUGAAGAACAAGAAUUAAAUAUCCUUGCAGCCAAAUUAGACAGCGACGCCAACUUAUCUUCCCUCUUUGAUUUUAAAAUGAAUAAAUUUGAAAAAUUAAUCAAUGAUAGAGAAUUAUUACUUAAUGAUAUGAUGUUACGACAAAACCCCAAUAAUCUAGAUGUUUGGUUUACUAGAUUUGAAAUCUAUAAAGACGAUUUAACCAAUUUAAUUAAAACAUAUGCCGAUGCCUUGAAAUCAAUCAAUCCAUUAAAAGUAUCAACAACCAAUAAUCAUAAACUUAAUCAAAUUUGGAUCAAAUAUGCAUCGAUCUAUUCCAAUAAUGGGGAUUAUAAAACUGCCGAUUUCAUCUAUUCCAAAUCUAUCCUUUCGCAAUAUAUCCAUCCUGAUGAAUUGGCAGAUCUUUAUAUAACUUGGUGUGAGAUGCUACUAGGAACUACCGAAUUCAACGAAGACAAACCAAUUGAAAUCUUGGAUGAGAUCUUAUAUCGUGAAUACUCUGAUAUCAAUACCAUGGAAUAUUCCGACCCAUCAAUACCGGUUCAAAAAAGAAUUACGAAAUCACCUACAUUGUGGUCAUUUUAUAUAGAUUUAUUAGAAUCAUUUAUUGACAACAAAGAACAAACAGUUGAGAUUGAAAAAGUAUGCACUGCCUAUGAUCAAUUAAUCAAAUUGAAAAUCGCCACUGUCAAAAAUAUCAUAUCGUAUGCUGAAUUUUUAGAAAAUUGGCAAUAUUAUGAACGAUCGUUAACGAUCUAUGAACGAGGAUUAAAGAUUUUUCAAGAUCCAAUUAUUAAAUAUGAGAUUUGGAAAGUUUAUAUUGCAAAAAUCAUCAAUUCUCCAAUCACAAUAGAAAUAGAAAGAGUUCGGGAUUUAUUUGAGAAUUGUUUGGAUGAUAUACCUCCACAUUUAAUGAAACCUAUAUUAAUCAUCUAUUCAAAAUAUGAGCAGGAUCACGGCUACGUCAUCAAUUCAAUCAAAGUCUUAACAGAAUCAAUUCCCAAGAUUUCCCAAGCCCAGUCAUCCCCUUCAUUCCCCAUCAAUGAUCGGAAACAAUUAGCAUCCCAAAAACUCGACAUCUACAUCAUGAUCCUUGCCAAACUUGAUGAAAUCCAAGAUAUACCCCAAUAUAGACAAUUCGCCCAACAAGCUAUCCAAGAUCAAUAUUUCUCCUUAGCUCAACUUUCACAAUUAUUCAUUCAUCAUUUUCUCAAAUUGGAAACCCGACAACCUCAAUCACAACAGCAAAAACAACGAAUUAGGGAAUUGUUCAAAUAUGUCACCAAUCUUGCCCAUCCUGAUAAAUUAUCACAAGUAUGGCAAGCAUGGGAAGAUUAUGAAUUGGAACAAGGCGAUGAAUCGAGUUUUAAGGACAUGUUACGGAUUAAGAGAACUGUAGCUGGUGAGUUUAUUCUGCAGAAACAACAAGUGCAAGAAAUUAGUAAUCCAUUGGGGUUUGUGAAAGGGAAGAAUAGUGCGCGGGCUUCAUAUAUUCAAGAAUCAACGCCGGCGGUGACAACUACGAAUCCUGAUCAGAUUGAUCUUGAUAUGUGA
This is a messenger RNA of Hemisphaericaspora subhashii, 2520 nucleotides long. RefSeq names its product mRNA splicing protein. Gene Ontology annotation, cellular component: Prp19 complex; U2-type catalytic step 2 spliceosome; post-mRNA release spliceosomal complex. The transcript has a single exon. Gene Ontology annotation, biological process: generation of catalytic spliceosome for first transesterification step; mRNA splicing, via spliceosome. NCBI's taxonomy places the organism in Eukaryota, Fungi, Ascomycota, Pichiomycetes, Serinales, Debaryomycetaceae. Bases 1 to 2520 code for a protein of 839 amino acids. The record is from RefSeq and is a predicted model, not a curated record. Gene Ontology annotation, molecular function: protein binding.